Messenger RNA from Racocetra persica, 676 nucleotides. NCBI's taxonomy places the organism in Eukaryota, Fungi, Glomeromycota, Glomeromycetes, Diversisporales, Gigasporaceae. The record is from the annotation of a GenBank genome assembly.
AUGAAAGGAACCAAGGCAGAAGUAUGGAAACAACUCGAAGAAGCUCAGAAAAAGGUUCAAGAGCUGGAAAAGACCAACUCGGCUUUGCUCAAGGAAAAAAGUGAUUUUCUAGUUAAACAAAAAGUAGCCAGUCUGGAAGAAUUAGCGACGAAAAUCAAAAACUCAGCUAAAGAAAAACAACAAGCCCAAGAAAAAAUUGACAACUUGAAAGAACGAGUAAGGGCUCUGCAGAGUGACAAGCAAGACCUCUUGAAAAGAGUAGAGAAUGCUGCUACUACCGACCAAUCUUCCCAAACCGAUUUAACUAACACCGGAAUACUGGAGCUUUUGCGAAAACAAUUAACUCAGCAACCUCAAUCUUCGACUAUUAAAGAAGCAAUCUUGGCAAAAAUUUUGGAAGAAAAAAAACAAGAAAUUAGCCGGUUAGAGCAAGAAUUAGCUGCUCUGGGCGAGCAGUUAGACGUUAAUCUAGAAAUUCGCUUAAAGGCUCUGGGUGCGGAUGCGGCCAAAAAUAAACAAAUUACCCAAUUACAAGCCGAAAUCCAAGACUUAACUCAAUAUGGUUCUACCCUUAUCGAGCAAAAAGAAAACAAAAUCAAGGCUUUAAUUAUACAGAACACCGGCUUAAAAACCCAAUUAGAACUUAGGCGAGAUGGGUUUCGCACUAUCCAAUUGA